UUUUAGGAUUUUUGGGUUUAGGGUUUUUGGGUUUAGGAUUUUAAAGUUUAGGGUUUUAGGGUUUAGGGUUUAGGGUUAGGCCUGCUAAUGAGCCGAGCCCGAUAAAAGCUCGGCUCGGGCUCGGCUCGUUAGUCAAACGAGCUCGAGCCCAAGCUCAAAAUAAGGCCCGUUUAAACUCGAGCCCGAGCAGCUCACGAGCCUAAACAGAGCUCGCGACUUAACCUGACUAAUUGAGUUUGGGAUCCGACGGUUGAGAUCAGUUCCAAACCCUGCAUCCGACGGUUGGCCCAACGCCCUCCUCUCCUACCAUUCGGUCCAUCCUCCUCAGUCCUCUCCCGACCCCGACUUGCUGCGGUGCUGCCCUAGCUCCUUCUUCCCCAGUCCCCACCUCCUCCUCCGUCUGUGGUCUGCCCUAGCUUUCGCUCUCCCCUCCCUCUCCGGCGGGGGCGACGAUUUUCCGACAAUUGAAGAAGAGCCGGAAGGGCUCGUUUGCGGGGAGCUCUAUGGGCGGUGCGGUGCUUCUCUUCUUUCUCACCGUCCUCCUCCUUGGCGACUCGGUAAGUUCUCUCUUUUUUCCUCACUUCUCCUCAUCGCGACAGGAAUCUGGUUCACCUCUUUGCUCCUCUAUCGUCAUCUCUUUGCUCCAUCAUCUCUCUGCUCCAUCUCUUUGCUCCUCUACCAAGAACCUGUGGUUUGCUAUUCUAAGGCCACUCAUGACGAUUCGAUUUAGAGAGAGAUCUAAGAAAUCUCUCUUGCAAGAAAUGUAGGGACAAUGAGACUUCUAACAUUGCAAAUGUGAAGGGGCUUCUUUUAUUUUCUUCUUGUUCAAAAUUUUGGGUAUGUUUGUGUUUCUGGGGUUGUAGGAAAUUGAUGCCUUCACUUUUUUUAACACGUUUUUUAUCGUUUAUUUUCGAUUUCCAGAACGAGAUUUGGAGGUUUUGGUGCGUAUAUUUUGUUGGUCUAUCGAGGGUUUUAUCUGCUUCUACUGAAUGUCCCGAUCUUGAUAGGAUUGCGGCUGAUCUUAGUGGUAUGGGAGGAAAAGCGAGACCUUUUUGGAGUUGGGUCAUCGAGCAGUGUUCGUCAGCUAUUCAUCUUCAUCUUUGUUUAGUUUAUUAUACCUUUUUAUAUGGCUGUUUAGAGAUGCUUAGCGUAAGCUGAUUUCAAUGGCAGAUCUGUUAACUCUCGUGCCAUGGAAUGAACAGUGCAGCUUUGUUAUGCAUAUGCCAUUGGUUUGAUGGCUGUGAUCGAAUACUGCCGGCUAUUUUAUAUACCGUUUUUCUUCAUGAAUUUGAACUGAUUGAAGUUGCUGGACUAGUUAGGUAAAUUGUGGAUUUGAUAGUGCUUAUACUUUUCUAAGGGAGUCUUGCCGCUGCCCACAACUGGUUGAUGAACAAAGUAUUGCUAUAUCAAAUAUAUUAGAUUUCAGAUUGUCUAGGGAUUCAUCUCUUUAAGAUUUGCUAUUCAACUCAGGUCAUGAAAGUGUCAUCUUGGAAUAGGUGAAGUUACCUAAGUGGUGAUGGAUAGGCAUAUCUUGAUCUAUGCACCUCUUAUUCAGUUCUUAAUUAUAUUCACAUAAUCUACCCUUUUGCCUUUUAUUGUCUGAAUACGGUCAGUCAAUGUUCUUGACUGUAAGGGACUUUUUACUAUUGUGUGUACAAGUUUUGAUUUGUACUGGAGAUUGGUUGCAUCAUGAGCUUGGAUUGGAGCAGUCAUCAAAUGUUGAUGAAGAGUUUAUGCAAUGGAACACAGAGACUGGUCUAAACUAGACUACUUGAGAACUUGAGAUCUAUUAUGUUUAUUGUAUUUCUUGAACUCUUUUGUAGAACUUGAUUUAUAUGGGAUGUUUUUUAGUUUGUUGGGGUUUCUGCUUUUAAAUUUUGACUUGCAGACAACUUGGAUUUGAGUCCCGGCAUCUAAUGGUGAGUAAAAUCUGCCUAGAUACUUUUUUCUUCACCAGAGGAGGUAAUUAUUCAGUUAUACCUCUUGCUGUACGAACUAUCUACUUGAAUAUAUUGAUAUAGCCUUCAUGAUAGGCAAGGUGCUGUAAAACUUUUAUGUUGCACAAGUGCCUGUACUUGCUUUGUCUAAUGCUCUAGGGACCAUCUUCCAGUUAUGUUAAAGUUGUAGGAUGCUUUCUUAUAACUUACGUCUUCAUUAUAUUUCUUUGAUAUUCAUAUGCUAUGAAUCUGCAACUAUGUAAACACUGCAACAUCCAGCUCCCAGCCUCACAUUAUUGCAACUUUAUUUAUUUUUUUCCCUUCAGGAACAAAUGAACAGGUCUCUGAUGGUAUGCCAAGACAAGUUUGAAGCAGCAAAACUUCAGCAGAUUAAAACAAGUGUCAUGAAUGACUUGGAGUCCUGUAUCAAUCAGGCUAUUGACGAGAAUAUAAAAACCCUUCCUCACAUUGUUGACCGUAUCAAGGUUAAGGAGUCUUUAGAUUCCUUGUUGUUUCUGCUGCAGAGUCCUACUGGUUCAUCAUCCAUGUCAGAAGGCAUUGUUCUAAGUGAAGACAAUGAAGAUGCAUUAUCCCUUUCAAAUGUUUGGAAGUUGAAAGAAGAUGAAAAAGCUGGCAAUCAAUACUUGCUCGAAGGAAUUGCUGAGAAGUUUGUGUGGGAGUGUCCUGAUUCUUCUCUUGACAGACGAUUGGUGCCAGCUUUAUCUGCAAGGAGGAAGCUGGCAACAGUAGAGGGCUCUGGUAGACGCACACGGGACAAUACCGGGUCUGAAGCUAUUGGAUCAAAUGUGCUUUCUCGAGGGUUGGGUGUAAACAAUGUUGCUUCUGGCCCUACUCGUAGAGAUACUUUUCGUCGGCGAAAGCCUAACACCAGCAGACCGCCUUCCAUGCAUGUUGAUGAUUAUGUUGCCAGAGAGAGAAAUAUUGAUGGUGCAAGUAGUGGAUCAAAUAUUGUUAGUUCUUCUCUGCGUGGGACAUCUAUGAGUGGAAGGCCUCCAUCAAUUCAUGUGGAUGAGUUUAUGGCCGGGCAAAGGGAGCGCCAAAAUCCCAUGGCUGUUGCAGUUGGAGAUCUGAUGAGAGACUGCCAUUCCCUCAACCUGACAAUAGUUUGCAGACUCCUCUCAUCACUGGGGAAAGUUCUCCAGGUUCAAUAGUUGAGGAGAUUGAAGGAGAUGUGAAUGAAAAUUCUCGAUUUUCUCAAUUAGGUGCGCCACCAGCAUCUGAAGAUGGAGGUUCCCACUCAGAUAUUCCUUUGAGACGGUCUAUUUCUCAGUCUGAAAUAUCAGCGGCUCAACAAUUUUCUUCAGAGAAAAACAUGAGAUUGACAGCAGCAGAUAAGCCAUCCUUCCGUGAGCAAUCUGAAGAGUCAAAAUAUGUUUCUCCUAUGGCAGGAUCAAAGGGUUUUGAUGCACAGCCCUCAGCAAAUCUUACUAGUUUUCCUUCACACUUCGUUGGUGUUUCUUCAUCUGUUCCACCGAUGCCCCCAUCUACGCUUUAUCAUAGGAACAGUCUCACAACCACAUUCUGAACAAGUUAUGCCAAUUCAACAAAGCUCUAUCCAAGUACAGGUUAAUCCCUUGCAGAUUCCACAGCAGCUCCAUAUUCCCCAGUUACAAUUUUAUUAUGAAACCCAACAGCAGGAGUCCCUUUUGCAACCUCUGCAGCCGAUGCUUGAGCAAGCUCAACUGCAAAAUUGUAGAUGAUGGAUUCUUUUAUCAUUUUUUUUAGAUUUUUGAAUUGAUUGGAUGUAUGGAGAACUGAAUGAAGGGAAGGAAGUUAGAUUUCCUUAUCGUUUUCAUCUUC
Messenger RNA from Phoenix dactylifera (date palm), 3758 nucleotides. Lineage: Eukaryota; Viridiplantae; Streptophyta; Magnoliopsida; Arecales; Arecaceae. The record is from RefSeq and is a predicted model, not a curated record.